This is a messenger RNA of Prosopis cineraria, 1538 nucleotides long. Its product is annotated as WAT1-related protein At1g25270-like. Gene Ontology annotation, molecular function: transmembrane transporter activity. NCBI's taxonomy places the organism in Eukaryota, Viridiplantae, Streptophyta, Magnoliopsida, Fabales, Fabaceae. The record is from RefSeq and is a predicted model, not a curated record. Gene Ontology annotation, cellular component: plasma membrane. Bases 113 to 1306 code for a protein of 397 amino acids. The transcript is spliced from 7 exons.
UCUCUCUCUCAUUCUCACUCGCUCUAAGAUUAGUGCAGUGGCUGGUGGCGCCGCCGUAGGUGGUGGAAACAACAGACAGUCAGACACAACAACAACAUAUAUAUAUAUAUAUAUGAUGACGAUGACAUGUGACGAUGUGUGGAAGGUGGUGGAAGGGAUGAAGCCGGCGGCGUUAAUGGUGAUGGUGCAGUUAUCAUAUGCUGUCAUGAAUGUGCUGUACAAGCUCGCCGUCUACGACGGCAUGAACGUCCGAGUUCUCAUCGCUUAUCGCUUCAUCUUCGCCACUGCUUUCAUGGCUCCUCUUGCUCUCAUCUUGGACAGGAAAAGCAAAUCAAAGAUGACUUGGACAGUACUAUUUCAAGCGACUCUGUGUGGCUUAUUUGGAGGAACGCUGGGACAGACAUUAUAUUUGGAGACGCUGGCAUUAACAUCAGUGACGUUCUCUUCAGCAAUGUCAAAUCUUAAUCCUGUCAUGACUUUCCUCUUGGCCCUCUGCUUCAGAUUAGAAAGAUUAAACCUAAAAUCAGGAGCAGGAAAGGCAAAGAUUAUGGGAACUCUAAUUGGAGUUGGUGGGGCCAUGCUCCUAACAUUCUUCAAAGGUGCACGAAUACACACUGCCUCCUUCCACGUCAACCUCUUGCAUCACAACAAUGGCCACGUGGCAUCAUCAAAUUCUUCCUCUGGUGGUAACACCAUCCUGGGUGCACUCUGUGCCUUAGGCAGCAGUGUCUCUUUUGCUAUAUGGCUCAUAGUUCAGACUAAGAUGAGCAACAAGUACAAGAGCCAUUACACAAGCACAUGUUUGAUGUCUUUGAUGGCCUCAGUGAUAUCUACGGUAUUUGCUCUUUGCAACGACAAGGAUUGGAGUCAAUGGAGAUUGGCUUGGAAUGUUAGACUUCUCACUGUGGUUUACGCGGGAAUGGUACCUUCAGGAUUAACGGUGGUGAUGAUUGCUUGGUGUGCAAACAAAAGAGGGCCUCUCUAUGUGUCAAUUUUCAGUCCUCUUUUGCUUGUCAUAUUGGCCUUUGUUGGAUCUUUCUUGUUAGAUGAAACGCUUCGUCUUGGAAGUAUAAUUGGGGGAGUGUUGAUAGUGGUUGGAUUAUACGUAGUUCUAUGGGGCAAAGGCAAAGAGAUGAAGAUGAAGAAGAACCUUAUAGUGCCAUCAGAGAACCUCCACGUGUCAUCAUCCAAUAAAGUUGAGAUCAUCGUCAAAUCUCCUGUUGACGAUGAAAAAAGUGACCUCGAAGACAAUGAUGAUCGUUCGAAUGAUGUUAGAGACGAAAAUGGACUUCAAAACAGGACAUGAUAGCGCAUAAGAAGCUAAGCAGAAGAACUUUGUUUUAUUGUAAGAAAUUAGACAGAAUUAGUUUUUAUUAUUAUAUGCAUCUUUCGUGGCCUCCUAUGCAUGCAUUGCACAAAUUUAAGAAAUGAUCAGUUUUAUUGUAAACAAUGCAAUGCUUUCAUAGAUUUAGUCUAUUAACUUUGAUUCAAUGCAAUUCAGUUUUUGUGAUUUAUUAAAUUAAGAAAUUAUAAGAAAA